AUGCACCGACGUCGCCGCAGCAACAAGAACGCCCAGACGGCGCGCUUCAGCCUCCUGCUGCUCGAAGACGGCGAGCUCUUCCUAGACGACCACAGCGCGUGCCGAUACUUGGAGCCGAAUGCGCGGACGCACCGCAAAGUCUCGGGCCGCAUCAAAGUCUGCACGCGCGGCCUGUUCUUCGUGCCUAAAGACCUGCAGCUGCCGAUCCUGCGCUUCCCCUUCCGCUGCAUGAGUGCUGAGCCCACGAAGCAGGUGAUCGAGAUGCGCGAGCGAGGCAUCGACCACCCGUACGUCUACAAGGACACUACAGAAGGCGUGGAGAUUGCCAGCAGUGCCAACGGCAGUCGGAGCAGCAGUAGCAGCAGCUUGGGAGCCGAAAUGCCGGCCAAGUUCAUCUUCACGCUACAACACGUGACGCUCGAGGCGUUCCUGGCCAGCAUCCACGUCAUCUACGAGGUGUCCAACCUGCCGCGCCGCAUGCUGACCAAGGCGGAAGAGGAGAGCUUACUAGCGCCUGUAUUGGCUACGAGACUGACCGACAAGUUUGAUCCGAGUCUGUUGAUCGACUUCCGAGAGCGGCCGCUGCUAGACGCGGGCUGCGUCGCCGACCGCAUCGAGCCACUGCUCAAGUUCCCGGGCUGCCUCAUGCUCACCACGCUGCGCCUGUACUUCCAGCCUGCGAUGCUGAAUAACGUGUUUGAACCUGUGCUGAACUGGGAGUACACGAGCGUAGACCAAGUGUACAAGCGCCGAUAUCUGCUGCAACAGAUCGGACUGGAAGUGUAUUUACGCAACGGAGAGAGCUUCUUCUUCUCGUUCCGGUCUCGCAAGGAGCGCGACGACUUUUACGCGCUCAUGGUGGGGCAGCCAGAGCUCCAGCGCUGUCGACGCAAGGAUAUACAGUACAUGAUGCGCAAGUGGCAGCGUCGCGAGCUCUCCAAUUUUGACUACUUGCUGUUCCUGAACAACGCGUCGGGAAGAACUCGCAACGACCUGACGCAGUACCCCGUUUUCCCGUGGAUCUUACGUGACUACACGAGCUCGGAGCUGAAUUUGAAGGAUCCGAGGGUGUAUAGAGACCUCUCCAAGCCCAUCGGAGCGCUGAAUGAGGAGCGAUUAGAGUACUUCAAUGCGAGGUAUGAGGUGAUGCCUCGUGGCGAGGAAGCGGAGGGAAUGCCGCCUCCAUUCUUGUAUGGCACGCACUAUUCCACCCCGGGCUACGUGCUGUACUUCCUGGUGCGUAAGGUUCCCGAGUACAUGUUGUGUCUACAGAGUGGGAAGUUUGACACGCCGGACCGCUUGUUCCGCAGCAUCAAAGUCACGUGGGACGGCUGUGUGACGAACCAUACAGACGUGAAGGAGCUCAUUCCCGAGUUCUUUGAUUGUAAAUUACCAGCGGACGAAUGGCUGCAGAACGGCAAACACCUCGAUUUGGGAACUACGCAGAAGUUCGACCGGGUCGAUGACGUGGAACUCCCGCCGUGGGCACAUGACGAUGCAGCUGAGUUUGUCCGGAAGAACAGGGCUGCGCUUGAGAGCGACUACGUUUCAGACCAUUUACAUCAUUGGAUUGACCUGAUCUUUGGCUACAAGCAGCAAGGCGAGGAAGCUGUCAAGGCAAAUAACUUAUUUUAUUAUUUAUCGUAUGAGGGAUCGGUGGACCUCGAAACCAUCGACGAUCCCGUGCAAAAAUGUUCUUUAGAAUCGCAGAUCCAGGAAUUUGGACAGACGCCGAAGCUGUUGUUCUCGACGCCUCACCCGUCUCGAAACGAGGGCGAAGGACAGAUUGAAGUGGCUACGUCAGACUUGCUACUGUCACCGCGAGUCAUCGUUCCCCGUGUCCGCCGAGUCUCGUACCCUCUCACUAGUGUGUCUGAACCCCUUCUUCAACAGCGGAGAGAAGUCACACUGAGUGCGUUCGAAGACUACGAUGACUCUGACGAUGAGACGGAGGACGACGACCUGCUGAGCCGUCACCGACGAAAUCGCCACCGGUAUAGUCUGAUGUGUUGUCAGACCCCGUGGAAGCGCCUCCCGACGGCUAUUGAAGGCCUCUCCUCGCAGUUGUGGGGGAGUAUAAGCUCUGGAAAGCUACCCAAGAAUUGGAGGUGGAGGUUACGACUAAGGACAAAGUUCAGUUUGUCGACUUCGUGGAGCUGGAAGCAGAUUUCAGCGUCUCAGCUCCACAAACGGGAAGUCACGAGCACCAUCCUCUCCCAGGACAGCACUACUUUGUUCACGACCAGCAAGGACAGCUCUCUGAAGCUGUCGUCGACCAGAGACGUGGGCGAAUUUCGUAGAGUAUCGAGCGAGUCGGCACUCUCGUGUUGCGAUAUCUCACCGGACGAGAGCGUCGUGUUCGUUGGGUCAUGGGACAACUGCGUGUACAUGCACUCGGCGUCUACGGGACUGGUAUUGGACAAGGUUUUGGCGCACACGGACGGGAUUUCCGCCAUCCGCGUGUUACAAGAUCGAUUCCUGACAAGUUCGUGGGAUUCAACCAUCAAGUUGUGGCGCUACACGUCGCGGUAUAUCGUCGCGACCCCCAUCCGGACGUUCCUAGACUGCGAGGAGUCCGUGUUGUGUCUAGACGUGAGCCGUGACGGCCGAUUCGGUGCUGCGGGAACUCGCAAUGGCUCUGUGUACCUCUUCGAUUUGAGCGCUGCAGCUCUUCACAACCGAGUAGACGCGAGUUCUGUGCACGGAGGCGGCAUCGCGUCGAUAGCCUUCGCCGCCGACAACAAGUCGUACGUCUGCGUGAUGGUGCAGAGCGAGCUGCUGCAGUUCAACCUGCGAGGCGAGCAGCUCUGGAGCAUGGAGAUCCGCACUGCAGGCCAGGUCCGGUGCUUCGACAGCGACGGCAAGUACGCGGUGGGGGGAACAACCGCCGGCAAGCUGCUCUUCUGGAAGCUGCACGAGCAGGCAGGCACCGAGCUGGUCUUCGAGAUCCCGCAAGCUCACGACGCAUGCAUCAGCUCGCUGUCUGUGAGUUGCUCAGGCUCCACGAUCGUCUCGGGGGCGGUGGACGGAAGCGUCCACGUCUGGAAGCUUCAGAAGAGGACACCCCUGUCUCACAGCCAAGUGUCCUCCACAGCAGCAAGACAGCAACUCACACUGCAGUAUGGGUCCAUCCAGACACCCCCACCAACACCAGCCAAACAAAAGACGUCCACCUCGCAUCGCCGCGCCAAAGUCUACGCGCCCAACCCAACCGCCCAACUCGCGGAGGCGCAGUACUGUUUAGAAUUCUAGAUCCUAAAAACUAGAAACCUGUCCUCC
Molecule: messenger RNA, 3279 nt
Organism: Phytophthora sojae
Lineage: Eukaryota; Oomycota; Peronosporomycetes; Peronosporales; Peronosporaceae
Exons: 4
Coding region: 1-3252 (1083 amino acids)
Molecular function (GO): protein binding
Source: RefSeq, a predicted model, not a curated record